CGCUGAGGCGUGGUAGGAAGUAAUAGCUGUCAAUCACGAGGGAGACUCCAAACAGUGAGCCUAGAGCUGGAGAACAGCGUUUACCGGCGGAGCGGCCGGUUUUUAUGAGUGAAACUAUGGCUACGGAUUCACCUAGAAGACCCAGUCGAUGUACUGGUGGAGUUGUGGUUCGCCCCCAGGCUGUCACAGAGCAGUCCUACAUGGAAAGUGUUGUGACUUUUCUGCAGGACGUUGUGCCACAGGCUUACAGUGGAACACCUCUAACUGAAGAAAAGGAGAAAAUUGUUUGGGUCAGAUUUGAAAAUGCAGAUUUAAAUGAUACAUCAAGAAAUCUGGAAUUUCAUGAAAUACACAGCACUGGGAAUGAACCACCAUUGCUGGUAAUGAUUGGCUACAGUGAUGGAAUGCAGGUCUGGAGCAUCCCUAUUAGUGGGGAAGCACAGGAGCUCUUCUCUGUUCGACAUGGCCCAAUUCGAGCAGCUAGAAUCUUACCUACUCCACAGUUUGGUGCUCAAAAGUGUGAUAACUUUGCUGAAAAAAGACCCCUUCUUGGAAUUUGUAAGAGCACUGGAUCUUCAAGCACAAGUCCAUCUUACUGCUGUGUGGAUCUGUAUUCACUUCGUACUGGGGAGAUGGUCAAGUCUAUUCAGUUUAAAACACCUAUUUAUGAUCUUCACUGCAACAAGCGGAUCCUCGUCAUAGUGUUACAGGAGAAAAUUGCUGCCUUUGAUAGCUGUACUUUUGCAAGGAAAUUUUUUGUUACAAGUUGUUAUCCUUGUCCUGGGCCCAACAUGAAUCCUAUUGCUCUUGGGAGCCGUUGGCUUGCUUAUGCAGAAAAUAAGCUGAUUCGAUGUCAUCAGUCCCGUGGUGGAGCCUGUGGAGACAACAUCCAGUCCUACACUGCCACAGUGAUUAGUGCUGCUAAAACAUUGAAAAGUGGCCUGACAAUGGUUGGGAAGGUGGUGACUCAGCUGACAGGCACGGUGCCCUCAGGUGUGACAGAAGAUGAUGUUACUAUCCAUAGUAACUCUCGGCGGAGUCCUCUGGUCCCUGGCAUCAUCACAGUUAUUGACACUGAGACAGUUGGAUUGGGCCAGGUGAUUGUGAGUGAAGACUCUGAUGGUGAUGGCAUUGUGGCUCACUUCCCUGCUCAUGAGAAGCCAGUGUGCUGUAUGGCUUUUAAUACAAGUGGAAUGCUGUUAGUGACAACAGAUACACUUGGCCAUGACUUUCAUGUCUUCCAAAUUCUGACACAUCCUUGGUCCUCCUCACAAAGUGCUGUCCACCAUCUGUACACUCUUCACAGGGGUGAAACUGAAGCCAAAGUUCAGGACAUCUGCUUCAGCCAUGACUGUCGCUGGGUUGUGGUCAGUACCCUCCGAGGUACUUCCCAUGUUUUCCCCAUCAACCCUUAUGGUGGCCAGCCUUGUGUUCGUACUCACAUGUCACCACGAGUAGUGAAUCGCAUGAGCCGUUUCCAGAAAAGUGCUGGGCUGGAAGAGAUUGAACAAGAACUGACGUCUAAGCAAGGAGGUCGCUGUAGCCCUGUUCCAGGUCUCUCCAGCAGCCCUUCUGGCUCACCCCUGCAUGGGAAACUGAACAGCCAAGACUCUUACAAUAAUUUUACAAACAACAACCCUGGCAACCCCCGCCUCUCUCCUCUCCCCAGCUUGAUGGUCGUGAUGCCGCUGGCACAGAUCAAGCAGCCAAUGACAUUGGGGACCAUCACCAAACGGACAGGGCCUUAUCUCUUUGGAGCGGGGUGUUUUUCCAUAAAAGCUCCAUGCAAAGUUAAACCACCACCACAAAUUUCACCCAGCAAAUCAGUAGGCGGAGAAUUUUGUGUGGCUGCUACAUUUGGGACAUCCAGGUCAUGGUUUGCAAAUAAUGCAGGUCUGAAAAGGGAAAAAGAUCAGUCCAAGCAGGUUGUCGUUGAGUCUCUCUACAUUAUCAGUUGCUAUGGAACCUUGGUGGAGCACAUGAUGGAGCCCCGACCCCUCAGCACUGCCCCCAAGAUUAGUGAUGACACCCCACUGGAAAUGGUGACAUCCCCUAGAGCCAGCUGGACGCUGGUUAGAACGCCUCAAUGGAACGAAUUGCAACCACCAUUUAAUGCAAACCACCCUCUUCUCCUCGCUGCAGAUGCAGUGCAGUAUUAUCAGUUCCUGCUUGCUGGUGUGGCACCCCCUGGAAGUCCUGGGCCCAUUACUCGACAUGGGUCCUAUGACAGCUUAGCCUCUGACCAUAGUGGACAGGAAGAUGAAGAAUGGCUUUCGCAGGUCGAAAUUGUAACACACACUGGACCCCACAGACGUCUGUGGAUGGGCCCACAGUUUCAGUUUAAAAUCAUCCACCCUUCUGGCCAAACCACAGUCAUAUCAUCCAGUUCAUCUGUGUUGCAGUCUCAUGGGCCAAGUGACACUCCACAGCCUCUUUUGGAUUUUGAUACAGAUGACCUUGAUCUCAACAGUCUCAGGAUCCAGCCAGUCCGCUCUGACCCAGUCAGCAUGCCAGGGUCAUCGCGUCCAGUCUCUGACCGAAGGGGAGUUUCUACAGUGAUUGAUGCUGCCUCAGGUAUAGGACUUCUAAAGAAAAUGCAGAACAAGUCCAGAUGCAGUGGUACACACCCAUAAUCUCAGCACAGCGGGAAGCUGAGGUGAGAGCAUUAUGAGUUUGAUCCCACCUGAGCACUUAAAGCAACUUAGUGAGACCCUGUCUCAAAAUUUUAAAAAAAAAAUUUUUUUUUUUUUACAAAGUUACAGAGAUGUUCAGUGUGAAGGUUCUGGGUUCAAUUCUCAGUAUAUCCUGGAGUAGGUGUUGGAGAGGGGUGGAAAGAUAGCUUCCAGUGUCUUGAUGAUGGGUAUUUUUGCUCAAGAGGUGUGGAGUAUAUACCUUUUAGAUAACUUAAUAGCACUUUGACUUGUAGUUGAGUCAUCAAAUCAGAGUCUGUAAAUAUCUGGUUUAUCCUGCGUUUGUUCUGGUUUGUAAUUUUACUGUGGGGAUUAAAGUUGACCAACAAAGAAGAAAAGCAAUUGAGACUGAGGGACAUAUUUGGUUUUCUUCCUUAAAUUUUUAUUUUUACCCACACAUAUUUGCAGUGCCUGACGGUCGUGUCCACCUUGUCGGUACAGGGACAAAGCACUUCUCCCCUCUUUUCCCUCCCUCUGAUUGGUCCUCUUCCCUUUUGUAACAGAUCUGUCUCCUUUAAAGGACAAAUUUAUUACUAGUUUACAUGAAGAAGCGACAUCUUUGUGACUUCCAUUGAAGUAAAAAUUUUGCAAAUAAGUGGUAUAAGAAGUAGUAACAGCAGAGUUUCUGUACAUUCUGGAAGAAGAUGAGAGUCGGGAGGAUGGUUGGAACAGAUAAGUAGAAUGAAUUCUUCAGAGCUGAUCUUGAUAUAAAAGCAUUUCAAUAAAUAUAGACAGAUUUGCCAACCUGGUUACUUUUGUUGUUCUUAAUACAAGAAUUAAUAUUUUUGUUGUGUAAUUGAAAUAAUUAUCAGAAAUGAAAAAAUAUCCAGUUUAGUAUAGUUUUUAAUCACCUUGCUUUUUUCAAGUAUCAAAGUAGUUUUCUGGCAGAAAUUGUGAACUUAAAAUCCCAAACUGAUGUUAUUUGAUUCAUUUUAUAUGGUCAUUUGGUGCCUGCUUUUUAUUUUACACUUGGCACAUCAGGCCAAAACUGAUUUGGGAUUGUGGGUGUAGCCCAAGGGUAGAGCUCAUCCUUAGUGCGUAUGGGACCCUAGGUUCUAUCCCCCGAAGCAAAUAAUACAUUUUAGAGAGAAAUGAUUGGGUGAGUGGCCAGGACGUUAUUAAUUGACCAGUUUUCAUGUUAUCUUGCAGUCAGCUCUGUGUGGGAGAGUCUUUCUUAAAGAGCUACUUUUUACCUUAUGGAGGCUUUCCUGAUGCCCUGAGGGAAGAGCAUUCCUGAGGGUUCUAUUUCACUGCAUCCAUGGUUGCCAUUCUAACCUGAGUUGUACAGACUCAGCCACCAUAUUUUAAAGCCAUCAGAGAUGCAGAGAUGCUGGUGGUAGGAAGUAAAGAGAUUUGUAAAGAGAUACCGUUCGGUUUACCAUGGUGAGGCUGUAACCUCAGUGAUCCCAAAACUAGAAAAAUUACAAAGCCAUGGCAUUUAAAAUCGUAGUCUUGAACUUUUGCCAAAACCUUGUUCAACAAGUCAUUUUUUUUCUAACCAUUUCUCGCUGCAACAAUAAGUAGAAUUAAGGUUUUAUUUGCAAAAUUCUAUUUCAUCUUUUUUGGAAAGGAUGUGUUCAAGUUAUUUCAUAAAAUAACUUUCAGUUAUCAAGCAUAUAAAGUUAUUUCAAAAUAGAAAGUCAUUUCUUUGAAUAAAUGAUGUGGCUUUCAAUUAAUAGCUUUUAAGCUAUUUUUUGUUUAUGGGGUGCACACCUGUAAGCACUCAGGAAGCUGAGGCAGGAGGAGUGCAUAUUUGAAGCCAGGCUGGGCUGCAUGGCUAGUUCAUGACCGCUUGCACUAUAUAGUAAAACCCUGUUUCAGAAAUGGGAAAAAAAUUCCUUGUGAUUAUAAAGUGAUGAAAACUCCAGGCUUGUACCGUAGGUAUUCAAAGCCAGUGUGGGAUCAGUAAGAGGAUUAAGGAAAAGGGUGAAAUUAAAAGAAGGCUCAGAGCUGACCUGUGAACAAUCCCUCAGAGGGGAAACAUAUUCAAACUCAGAUGUUAAGAUCCUAUUAGAUAUGACAAAAGUGUGUGUAUUAAAUCAGCUCUAAUCUUUUGAACACCUAUUAUCUAUAUAAAAUCAGCAGUAAAUUUUAGAGAUUAAGAGCAGAGGGAAAAAGACUUGACUUGCCUAUAAAGGAACAUACAGUCAUAUCUCUCUUCUGAUUUAUAUAUUCUUAUCAUCCUUCUUUCUAAUAUUUAUAGGCUGUUAGAAAAAUGAAGUCAAGUUACCAAUCAGGAAAAAUUUAGCUCAGCACAAUGAAGAAAAAAGGAUUGUCCCAAAUGAAGAUGCAGAGGGGACAAACAAGGAGAAACGGGUGGGAGAGUUUCUUUUGAUGUAGCUCCUGCAUAAACUUGCAUCCACUGAAACCGUGCGGAAGCACUCUAUAUUGCAAGUACUAAGACCCUGACAUGAGUCUAGGUCUUUGAUAGUAACUUCAAAAAGGAAUUGAUGGAUUCCACCCACUGUUGUUGUGCUAGGGUACCAUGUAUUUACACAGGAUUUUUUGACCAAAAGACCCUAAGUUUUUCUGUUUUGAACCUUUAUUACCACAUCCCUAACAUGAGUCGGGACUGUUUAGAUAGUGUGUUGUUGAGACUGUGAUUAUAUGUGGACAGCGUUGGGGGCAGUAUUAGAAGUUGUUUACGUCUGAGCCGGGAAUUCCAUUUGUCUUAGUGACAUAAGUGUCAAACUGUUAGUGGCAUACUAUUUUAAAUUGUGUCCAAGAGCCUGAGGGGCUUAUGUUUAUAGGUGCCAUCUGUAAACUUAGAAGCAAAUCAAGAGUCCAUUGGAUAAUAAGUCCGAAGAGCAAUUAAAGAGCAGCCUUGACCCUCACCUGGAUUCCUAGUUAGAAGCAGAGCUCCCGAAACUCUCUUGGAUAUAGUUGAGAAUUGUCACAGAAAAGCUAAAGUAAAUAAUCAGAGUGAAAAUAACUGUUUCAGAGAAAAGCUUUGCUCUGGAGGCUCAAUUUAAUGGGAAGAAUAAACAUGACUACCGUGAAUCAUUGGUUCUAGUCUCUGCUCUGCCUGUAAGUCCCUUUUUGGUGGAUUGCCUCAAAAUCUAGUGCAUUUUGGUGAGGACCUGAAUUCCCAGUUACAUGGGAAGUUGAAGUAGGACGAUUCCGUGAGCCCUGAGACUAGUCUGGGCAACAUGGCAAGAACUGCCUCACAAAAAACAAACAAGCAAACAAACAAACAAACAAAAAGUAACCCCUAAUUAAUUUUUCCUUAAAAUGAGGGAGUUGAACUAGGUUAUUUCUACAAUUCCCUUCAGCUAAGAAAAAAAAAAUUGGUGAAUCUGUACUUGCAAUCAAUUUUGAAGAUAAUUACAGAAUAUUGUAUGUAGAGAAAAAUGCCCAUAUGUUAGCAUGUCCAUGUGAGUACUGCCAGGCUAACAUGUAGAACACAGUGUUUUCAUCAGCCCAGAAAUUUUCUCUGUACUCCUUCUUGUUAGCACUAUCUCUAACAGAUAGGUUAACAACUUUUGUCACCACAGAUUGGCGUUGCCUGUGUUGAGCUUCAUGUGAUUGGAAUGAUUGCACACACACAUUUUUAUGUCUUGCUUCUUUUCCUCAACGUAGUGAUUUAGAGAUUAAUUUAGUUGUUACAUGUGCCACCAGUUAAUAUCUAAUAUUGCAGUACAGUAAACAUUAGGUAAAUAGACCAUAAUUUAUAUAUCUAUUUUUAGCUUUGGUACUAGGAAUAAAACUGCUUUACACAUUCUGGUACAAGUCUUUCUGUUUUUUUUUUUUAACCAUAUGCGCACAUUUUUGGGGCAUAUAUCUAGGACUGGAAUUGAUCAGUCACAGGAGUUUCUCCUUUCCCCCUGUCUUUCCUUUUGAACAGUUUCUUUCCUUUUCCCUUUCACAGUAUCUAUUAUACAUUUUGGAUCUUAUUUACUCUUUCAUUCAAGAACUUUUUUUGGAGAUAGGGUCUCACUAUGUAAGCCAGGCUGUCUUUGAACUCACUAUGUGGCCCAAGCUGACCUCAGACACCAGGGAUCCUUCUGCUGGAGAUCCUUCUGCUGUAGACCCUCCUGUGGCUGGACUAUAGGUGUGUACUACUAUGACUGAGAAAAGCUCAGUUUCUGACUGUAACUACCACGUCUUUAAGUAUCAUGUCUGUAUCUGUUACCAGCGUCUGACUCCCACAUGGGCCCUUUUUCCCUUUGGGAAUUGUGGAACCAAUAACAAGACUAAAUGCCAGUUCAGCAGUGAAGAAGACUUUAUUGUUGGCCGAGAAUAGGAAGUGGCAGAUGCAAUGAUGUAAGCUUGUAGUCUCAGCAUUUGGAAGUUUGAGGCAGAAGGAUUGUGAGUUCAAGACCAUCCUGGGCUACACAGCAAGACCCUAUCAGAAAGAAAGAAGAGAGAGACAGACAGACAGACAGACAGACAGACACAGAAACAAAGAGAGAGAGAGAGAGAGAGACAGAGACAGAGAGAGAGAGACAGAGAUAAAUUAAGAGGUGAAACUUGCCAGGUAUGGUAGUGCACACCGGUGAUUCCAGUACUUGGGAAACUGAGGAAGGAGGAUCUAGAAUUUGAGGUUAACCUGGCCAGUUUAACUGGUUUGCAAGACCCUGUCUCAAAAUGAAAACCCAACAGGGCUGGGGAUAUAGUUCAGUGCAAAGGCCCUGGGUUUAGUCCCCACUACCAUUAAAAACAGAUUGGAUGCUGGGAGUGGUGGCACAUGCUCGCAAUCCCAGAACAUAGGAGGCUGAGGCAGAGAGAUUGCUGUGAGUUUGAGGCCAGCCUGAACUAUAUAGCAACACACCACCUCAAGGAAAAAAAAUUAUCAAAAAUCUCUGCAUUUGAAAUGAACAUAUAUAAUUUCUUAAAUAAUAUAGAGUAAUAAAUAUUUACAUGGCAUUACACAUAAUAGUUCAAAAUACCCAGGAGGAUUUGCAUAGUUUCUAUGCAAAUACAACAGCAUGUCAUGUAAGAGACGUGCGUGUGUAUAGAUUUUGGUAGCCAAAUGAUAGUUCUAGGACCAGCGCCUUCCAAGGACAUGGAAGGAUCACUGUCUGACUAGUGUUAUAAAGUUUUAGGAUGCUGGAGUCUCCUUCUACAAGUAAUUUCUAGGUUCUUUCUGUCCUGAACAAAAAACUGUUUGAGACAAGGGUAAAAUGUAGCAAGGUUUUCAUUUACUGAAGAUAGGAAAAGAAAAGAAGCGUGUUCUACAGAGCUUGUGGGGACAAUUAAACAUAGAAAAGAAAUGCACUCUGCAGGAUAAAGUGGAUCAGUGCAAAAGAGAGAGCACAGUGGCCAGGAGGAAGAGGCACCAUCUUUUGUAUUUCCCACUCCGCAGGCUGACAUCAGGUCUGGGCCGUGCUAUGGCCAACCUGCUUGAGUUCUCAGUAGAGGAACUGAAGACUGCACGUUGAUUGGUUCCAAGUGCAGGGCUUUGGUAACUGUUUUGUGUGUGUCCUGGAACUCUCUGCUGUAAACAGGGCAGGCCAACUUCCCCUGGCAGUUUGCUGUAUCCUAAACUCCUACCUUACUAAUACCCCAGCAGUAUUGUAAUGGUUUCUUUUUAGGACAGGAGUACUAGGUUUUAGUUUUUGUUUCUUGGAGUUAGUUUUUGGCUUUUUUUUUUUUUCUGACAUAGAGUCUUUUUGCAAGAAUUUGCUACACAUUUGGGACCUUUUGAAAUUCUUAAAACAGCGAAGUACUUAUUUCCAUUGUUACUGCUUUUAUAUUUUGUGUUUUAUGCUCAUACAAAUUUCCCUUUCUUCACGUCUUGAAGAAAUUCUUCAAGAAAUUGUAUAUUUAUAGUUUUAGCUGUUACAUAGAGGACUCUGAUCCCCUUGAAAUUAAUUUUUGUUAUGAUACAAGGCAGGGAUCAUGGUGUUCCAUACAGAUACCCAGUUAUUCAGUUAUUCUAGCACUAUGCAUCACAGAGAUGUUCUUUUCUCACAAGGAACUGCAUUGAUGCAUUGUUUUUUAAAAAAUAUUUUAAAAUCAGUUUUGUUGGCAAACACCUAACUACACCUACUUGAGAAGGAGGCUGAGGCAGCAGGAUUAGAUCGUAAGUUCAAGACUAGCCUGGGAAAUUUAGCAGGACCCUAUCCCAACAUUAAAAAAGGGGUGGGGAUGUGACUCAGUGGUGGAAAACUUGCUUAACAUGCAUGAGGCCCAGAUUCAGUCCCAACUGCCACCAGAAAAAGAAAUUUAUUGGUUCUUUUCUAUUUUAUUGAUUUAUCUGUGGUAUGAUCAAAAUAUACAGUGAAUGCUUAAAUUUUUUUGUGUGUGUGUUUUUUUCGGUACCAGGGAUCGAACUCAGGACUGCCUGCUUGCAAGGCAGGCGCUUUUGCCGCUGAGCUAAAUCCCCAGCUCCCUUAAAUUUUAAAAAGUAUUAUAGUAAACAAUACAUUGCCAUCCACUCCUCUCACAGUGCCCUCUGUCACUUUGAACACAUUUAUUCCCUUAUUCUUGCCACUUUCUGAGAUAGUUCUGGAGUCCUUUCUGUGCGUGUUACAGGGGAUAAUAAAAAUUGCAAUGAACGCUGCUGCUGAGUGCCUUCCAGCAGAAAGACAGACUUGAUAAAAACAUUGCUUUCCCUCUUUAUUCACUUUAUUUGGCACCAUGUAACUUCUAGGUCUUCCUCAAAGUCAAAAUGACCAUGAAACAUCAACAUUUUGAGUAAAUUCAGGACACUGAAGCAGCCACAACAGUACAACUAAAGAUGCUGUUAAAGACCCAACUGAGGAAAACCCAAAGAGCAACUAGUGAAAACUGCAGACCAAUCUCUGUAAUAAACACAGAUGCAGAAAUACAGAAUGCAGCAUAUCAUUUAAAAGAUCGUGCAUCUUAACCAAGUAAAUUUUAUCCCGGGGGUGGAAGGAUAGUUUAACCUGUGCAAGUUAAAAUACAUAAUACAGAAGCAAGCACAAAAAUCAUAUGUGCACCUCCAUAGACACAGAAAAUGUAUGACCAAACCCAACACCCAUUUGUCAUUAAAAAAAAAAAACUGAGGAAAAUAGGAAUAGUGAAAUACGUACAGUGUAGAGGGAACUUAACCUGAUGAAGACCACUUAUGACAAGCCUACUGGCAACAUCAUAUUAAAUGGGAAAAACUGAAAGCCUUUCCUCUAAAAUCAGGAACACAAAGACAAGGAUGUCCACUAUCAUUCCUUCUGUUCAAUAUAUUACUCAGAAUUUUGACCAGUGCAAUCACAAAAGAGAAAGAAAUGAGGGGUAAAUACAAGAAAGGAAGUAGUCAAAUUAAUGUAAUGCACUGAUGACAUGAUCCUUUACAUAGAAAAUCCCAAAAUUUUCACCAAUAAAUUACUAUAAUUAAUAAUCAGGAUCAAUGUAACAGGAUACAAAAUCAGCGAAAUCAGUAAUGUUCCUAUAACCCACUAACGUACUCACCAAAAAAGAAAUUAGAAAAAAUACCAUUCACAAUGACUUCAAGAAAAAUUGCUUAUUAACCUAACCAAGGGUGUGAAAAGACCUCUAUAAUAAAAAAUAAAGACAGUACCCUGAAAAAGGAGACUGAAGAAGACAUCAGAAGAUGGAAAGAUACCCCUAUUCCUGGAUAGGCAGAGCCGAUAUAGUCAAAAUGAUACUGGUAUACAGUACUUCCAAAACUCAUAUAGAGUUAAUGCAACCCCAGUUUAAAUACCAGCAGCAUUCUUCACAGAACUAAAGGGCAGUACUAAAAUCAUAUGGAAUCAGAAGAGACCCAGAACAACAAAAGCAGUCCUAAGUUACAAAGGCAGAAGGUAUCACAACCCCAAAUUUAAAGUUACUUUACAAAGCUAUAUGAUAUAAACAGCAUGAUGCUGGUGUAAAAACAGACAUACGGAUCAGUGGAACAGAGUAGAAGAUGCAGAAACAACUCCAGGAACAUUUCAUCAUCUGAUCUUUGAAAAGGGAGCAAAAACAUACAUUGGUGGAAAGGUAGCCUUUUUAACAAAUGAUUGAAGCUGGUUAUCCUCAUUUAGAAGACUGAAUCUAUAUAGUAAACCAAAACCAAAAUGGAUCAAAGAGCUGGAUAUUAAGACAGGAACACUAAGACAAAAAAACAAAACAAAACAAAACAAAAAAAAACAAACCCUGGGGAUGGAGGUUUGGCUCAGCGGCAUAAGCGCCUGCCUUGCAAGGGUGAGGUCGUGAGUUUGAUCCCUGGUACCGAUAAAAAGGAAAAACACACACACACACACAAAAAGACAGGAACACUUACUCUACGGAAAGGUAAAACAUUUAAAGACACAGGUGGAGGUAAAGACUUCUUUGAACAGAACCUGUUACAUAAGAAGUAACAUUAAGAAUCAACAAAUGGGACUAUAAUAAAUUAAAAGGCUUCUGUGCAGCAAAGGAAACAAAGUGAAAAAGACAACCCACAGAAUGGGAAAAAAGUUUUGCCAGCUACUCCUCGGACAAAGGAUUAAUAUCUAUAAUAAAUAAAUAAUUCAGAAAAAUUAGACCUCCAAAAAUAAAAUACACAGUUUUAAAAACGGGCAAUUGAAGUGAAUAGACACUUCUCAGAAGAAGUACAAGUGGGGCUGGGGAUUUAGCUCAGCGGCAUAAGCACCUGCCUUGCAAGCAGGCAGUCAUGAGUUCGAUUCCCGGUACCAGAAAAAAAAAAAAAAAAAGAAUACAAGUGGCUAAUAAAUACAUGAAAAUAUGUUCAACAUAAUUGGCUAUGAGAGAAAGAAAUUAUGAUGACACAGAUUUCACCUUACUUCAGAAAGAAUCACUGUUAUCAGUAAAUCAAAUAAUAACUACUGCCAGCAAGGCAUUGUAGAAUCUUUCUCCAUUGUUGGUGGGAAUGUAAACUAAUAUAACCACUAUGAAGUCAGCAUAGCAAUUCCUCAGGAAAAUAAAAAUGGGAAUCCCAUUAGACCAAAUUAUUUCUCUUCUAGGCGUGGCCUGAAAAUAGUGAAAGACAUUGUCAUAUUGCAGUAAUUACAUGUGUGUCCAUGAUUAUAGCAGCACAACCUAUAAAAUCUAAAUCUUGGAAGCAGACUACAUGUCCAUUAACGGAGAAUGGUUAUGAAAAAUGUCAUAUAUUGGAGAGAGAACCAGGAAGCACUGCCCUCCAGUGCACCAGCCGUGGUUAAGCCAGCUGGGAGAGAACCAAGAAUCAGUGCCCUCCCCAUGAGUCAGCCAGCGCAUGGAUAGGGAGAGAAGACACACACACACACACACACACACACACACACACACACACACACACACAAAGCAACCAGCUGAUUUAGAGGAACACAGGCUGAGAUGAUAGCAACUGAAGUAAAGAAACAACUUAAUGCUGUAUCCUUUGAUUGACUUGGCAGACUACGGUCUGAGCUCUAGUUAGGAAUAACAAUGUGCAAUAUAGUAACUAUUUUGGAUUUCCUACUGUCUUAAUUUCGAAGUCCAGUCCGGUAUCAUUCUCAUUGUUUUGAAUGGUUUAAUUCCCUUUAAAAUUUAAAAAAGAAAACGUUAUAUAUUUACACAAUAGAGUAAUAAACAGGUAUUACUUGAGUCAUUUGUAGGAAAAUGAAUGUACCUUGAGACCAUAAUUUUAAGUAGAAUAAAUCAGGUACACAAAAAUAAAUAUCACAUGAUUUCUAAUAUAUGAGAAACCUAAAUUAUAAAGUACAACAUAAAAGAAUAUGAAGUGGGGAGAUAGGGGAGCCAAAGAUGGUGGGAGUGGGGUGGGGAGGGUGUACAAGGGAAUUAAAAAGAAUCAAGAUGUGCUCUGAACAUGUUCCAAGUGCCCACAAGGAAUAUUAUCAUUAUGUAUAACAAACAUGCCAAAAAAGAUAUGACCAGAAAAAUGCUAUCAGUAUAUUCUGUUCUUUAAUAACUAUGUAUAACAGAUUUAGGUCAACUUUCAGAUUCUUCCACUAAACAAUGUAUCACAAUAAAUUGAAUGCCUGGGCAGAUUGUAAGUCCAGCUCUUGUUUGUUUUAGAGGUGCCCCACCCUCCAACAGUUAACAAGUUACUUUUACUUUUGGUUUAAAACAUGUUCUUUUACUUUAAAAAGUGCUAUUUGUUUUACUAUAUAAAGACUUUUAAAAAACAUUUGUUAAUACAUAAAUGUCAAAUGUUGGUGUAUAAAAUGCAUGUAAACCAAAGACCUUUGGGGUCUUGAAUUUUUUUUCUACAAAAGGAUCCUGAAUUAAAAAGCAUUGAAUCACUGAUGCAUAUAUGCUCACACCAACAUGCACUUACAUGCUAAAUAAUCAGUUUAUGCAUUUCCAUGGAAAUUCUGGUGACAUUUGAUUGGGAUUUUAUUGAAUCAAUAGAUCAAGUUUGGGAGAGGUAACAUCUUUAAAAUGUGGACCUAAUUGUGCGUGGUGGCACACACCUUUAUCCCUGCUACCUGGGAGGCUGAGGUGAGAUGAUCUGUUGAGCCUAGAAGUUAAAGGCAAGCCUGGAGACAUCAUGAGAUCGUGUCUGUUAAGAAAACAAACACAGAAACCAAAAAUAAAAAAUAAAAUAAAUCCUCAAUAUAUAAACCUUUAUAACUGCCCAUUUAUUUAGAUAUGUUGUAGCUCUACUAAUAUUUGGUAAAUUUCAUUGUAAAAAUCUUAACCAUAUUUUUAAAAAUUACUAGUUUUUAUUAUUUGGCGUUUUAUGCUAACAUAUAUACCAUAUUUUAUUUCCUUUUUCAGUUUUUUCUUAUAGAAUAUUGAAUAAUAUAUUUUUUGUUUAGUGAACUGGCAUUCAAAAGCCUAAAUUCAUUUAUCAAUUCUAGUAGAGUCCUUAGACUUCCUGUUAUAUAUCUUAAGUCAUCUACAAAUAAAAUUGAUUUUCUUUUCAUACUUUAUAGUUUCUAUUUCUUGUUUGCCCAUAUUACACUUGCCUAGAUUUCCAUAGAAGCACUGAAUAGAAAUGGUGAUUUUGAGCAUUUUUGCUUUCCUAUAAUCGUGGGAUGAAGAGCUUUUACUUCAAUAUCAAGCAUCAUGUUAGUUGUAGGCUUUUGUAUCAUAUUUAGGAAAUUUCCAAUAUUGUAAUGAGGAAAAUAUGGACAAAAUCUGAAAAAGAAGCUAACUUACAGUUCAGAUGAAUUGAAUGAGUUACAGUGGUGGUAAAUUUAUGGCACAUGUGCCAUAACCAGCUGUUUGGCAUCGCUGAAAGCUCUAAGAGGUUCACCACCAUCGAGCCUCCACUAAGAUGGAAUCCUGGAAAGGGUCAGGGACUCAAAACAGCUACAAAUUUAGUUAAAACAGCUGAAAGAGAGAAACAGUUACGUAAAAUUGAGGCUGAGGAGUGUGUGGGGGCAAUAGAAACUGUCUACUUGUUUGUUGCUUAUGGAAGAAAACAGAAGAAAUGGGCAAAAUAAUUGUAUGAAAAGUUGAAAAUUUUCCAGAAUUAAUGAAAGGCAUCAACUCAGAUGUCUUAAGAAUUUACUUGCUCCAAGUAAAAUAAAUAAAAAAAAAAAAACUACACAUGAGUGUAUCACAGACUUUUGGAAUCUGGACAUAAAGCAAUUUUAAUAAGCUUCUGAUGCUUUUUUUUUCUUAGAUUCAUAUUGAGGUAACUACAAAUUGGAAAAGUAACCAGAUGAUUUUUAACCUUGCUUGGCAGGAUGAGGUCCCUGUGUCAAAAUAGUUAAAAGCUCUAUGAGAAAUUUUCAGGAUAUUUGCCAGUGCAGAGAGGGAAAAUCUAUUGGAAAUCAGUAUUUGAAAAGCAAGAGCCCCAACACUGUGCAAAGUGUUUUUAUGUGUCGCAUCUCAUUUAAUCUUAUUUAAUUAGGAUCACUGGUCCAUUUCAGAAAUACUGAAAGACUAAGACCUAGGACACCUCACUCCUGAUACUUAGAAUUACCCAAAGUGCAUUAUGGUGACACCUCAGAUAAGCCCAAAUCUCUUUCUGUCCUGUCUGAUCAAAUAUUCAUUUCCAAACACUGUCUGCUGAAAUGAGCCACGUGGGAGUUCAAGAGAAUCAACUAUUCAGGUGGUGAAAAUGUGUGAAUGCAGCUGGCAGAUGAAGGUGCAGUGUGUUGAAUUCCCAGCUUGUCCUUACUGCUUCAGGCAACAACUGACAGGCCUGACUGGUCAUUGGCUUUUCCAUUUCUGGCAUUGAUAGGACAGAAAAUUCUUAGUGUCACGGAUACUUAAAAGCUAUCCCUGUUAUAGUGGCUACACACAGCGCUGGAGGGUCCUUCUUCCAUAGAGAUGUAAUCAAUAUGGUUUGGAGUUCUUGACCUGAACCUAUAAUUAUUUGGACAGUAUAAAUGUAGCUUGUUGUUACAGAAAAUGCUUAUAUCCAGGACAGUGGGGCUAAUUUGUGCAUGGAGCGGAGAAAAAUAGAGACAUUGUUCUUUGUAGUCUUUAUAAUAUUUAAGAGAAUUUCAUAACAGUCACAGAACCAGGGUGGUAUUAUAGGACUAGAACAUUGUAUCUUUAGGGUUUGGGGUGCUAAAAUUUAAAUACCACUUCUGAAUGAUGGUGUCUUGCACACUUUUUUAUAUAAUGUUCUGCAGCAUGUGAUUGUGAUCUUCUAAUAUCAAACUAGAUUUUUUUCAGUGACUAAAAUGACUAUAUUUGUGAGGCAAACGUGAUAACCACUACACUACGGAAAUGGAUAAAAAAUGACUAUGUUUGAACUGAGCCUUUAAAUGAUAACACAUUUGAGCUUGACCUAUUCUUGGAGCUAAGUGAUAAGCUGAAGAGUGAAUCAGGUAAGCAGACUUUGUACAUCCAUGACCCGUGUUUAGGAGUGAGUACCAGGAGGUGACACUGGCUGCAGUUCUUAUGUUUCUGUUUUUAUCAUUGUUAAUAUUAGAAAUACUUUGUGCCAUGUUUAUCAUAAGAGUGGAAACAUAAAGUGUACUGACAGUAGCUGUACAUACUGACUUCUUUGUCCCUGACAUAAGAUACCUGGCGCUGUUAUCCAUUACAGUAUUGGAGCACUCUUUACAUAGGAUGCCUGGGAAAAGGGGAGAGUAAUGCCUUGUAAUAAAAGGUCUUUGAGAACUUACAUGGCCUUUGUAUUUCCCUGUGCCUGGUUUUGUAGGGCAAGAGCAAAUAAUUAGUAUUAGUUAUAUUGCUGAUUUCUGAUAAAACAUAAACCUUUGUACCAUAAAGUGAUUCAAAGUUGAUAGUUGUAUUUUUAUCUCUGUAUUACUUGAAGUUGUAUAAUGCUUUCUGUUUUUGUUGGUUUUUUGUGAGACAGGAUCUCACUAUGCAGUUCAGGCUGGCCUUGAACUCACUGUGUAGCCCAGGUUGGCCUCAAAUGCACAGAAAUCCUUCUGCCUCAGUUUCCCAAGUGCUGGGAUUAUGGGUGUGCACUACCACACCUGGCGAGGAUCAUGCUUUCUGGACCUGUAGUGCUAUCUUUUAUUCACCAUCCAUUUGUGUGGGCCUAUGUUAAACUGCGUGAUUAAAAUAUGUUAUGGAGUGUUUUAAAUUACCUUUUAUGUCAUUCUUCUAAAGCUGCGUAUGUUUAAACAGAAUGUUUCUCAUCCUUGAUCAGUUUUAUUUUAGACACACAAUAAAAAUAGAAGAACUAAUAGCUCUCAACUUAAUUGUGCCUUGAACUAAUAGGCUGAGUGUAGAACUUUAAAGUUAUCUUUGUACAACAUUCAGUGUAACCGGUUUCUGCUUUCUGGAAUCUACAGUUAACACUGGCAGACAUCUAAUAAAAGUAACCAUGCUGUUUUCUUCUGGUCAUGCUAGGAUAAUUUUCAGUCAUACCAUUUUAGGAAUUUUUGGGCUGUCUUUUUAAGUAGCCAGUCUUAGACCCAGAAUGUUGACAUGUAGACAUCUGACCCAAGUUCUAUGUAGCCAAUAAGAUUUUUUGGAAGACUUGGCAAAAUUAGUAAGUCAUUAUAGUUUAUGGACUUAUGCUUUCUUGGGGGUGGUUUUGAGGAGUACUGGGAAUACAGCGCCUUUAUACUGAGCUACAUCUACCCCUUUACAUGUGAAUGUAAAUGUAAAUUUGUGUAUACAUUUGACGUCUGCCUAAAUUGCUGACUCAGACUUGUGAUCCUCCUGACUCAGCUUCCUGAAGUACGUGCAAUUGCAGACAUAUGCUACCAUGCCUGGCUAAAUAAUCUUUUCUUGACAUGAGUUUAAGUAGUUUUCAACGGAAGAAUCUUUGCAUCAUGAGGAAGUGAAUUCUUCUACUUUUUUCUCUGCCUGAGGAGGACACAGCAAACCGUUUGAUACUCUUCCUGUGUCAGAAAUUCUCAGCCAUGAGUGAAUACCUCUAGAACUUUUAUUGCCACAGGAGUAGCCCAGUUCCUGAAUCUGAGGGCCUAACCCACAGAACUGACUGUGAUGUCUGAGCCUUGCACUUUGCAGUGAAACUAGUUUUUUUUUCUAUUCUUAAUUUCAGUUUUCUCCUUUGGUUAAAUUAUUUUCUUCUCCAUUGUGGAACAUUUACUGUUAUUUUUAUCAUUCACAUUAAAGUUUGUUGGGCAUCUUUUUCCAUUCUGCAAGCUCAUCAUUGUAUUCCUGUUGCUCCCUAAAUGGUUCUGACACAUUAUAAGCACGGAAUAAAAGUUAAUGAAUUCAGCAUUUCAGCAAGAAACACUGAAACCAAAGUUUUGUGUUUGACUGGAAACAGUAAUUACCUCCUCACCAGGAACUAAAAGACUAUGGAACAGAAGUAGGGAGACCAUUUUUUUCAUUGUAGUCUUUUAAAAGAUGAAUACAUUAUCUGUGCAAAAACCAUAAAUAAAAGUCUAUUUUUAACACAUAUCAGAUUUUUCAGAACUUUUAAUAAUUGAAGAAAGUGAGGCCAAGGGAUAUUACAUAAUUUGUAUAUUGAAAAGAAGAAAUUUUGAUCAUCAUCACAACCAAAACAGUCUAACUUGAUUUUACUCAUGUAACCAUCAGUAUGCUUAUGUGACCUAGGAAUUACCUUUUUUCUUUUCUUUUCUUUUUUAUCGGUCCUGGGGAUCGAACUCACAGCUGCCGGCUUGCAAGGCAGGCGCUUAUGCUGCGGAGCUAAAUCCCCAGCCCCUUUUCUUUUCUUUUUAAGGGACAGAGUAUUAUUAUGUUGCCCAGGUAAGCCUCCAACUUCUGGACUCAAGCAGUCCUCCUGCCUGAGUCUCCUGAGAUAUUUAUCCUUAAUAUCAUAUACCAUGUUUAUUAUGGAAGUCACAAAGUGUAUCAGUUCCAUCCUUGAAUGGCAUCUCAGUUUUAAAAUGCCAUUGACAAGUUGAGUAUGGCAAAGCAUACCUGUAAUCCCACUUUAGAGGAUAAGGAAACAGGAUCAGAGGUUGAAGGCCACCCUGGGUAGCUUAUUGAUACCCUGUCUCAAAAUGAAAAUGAAAAGGGUAAGGAUGUAGCUCAGUGGUAUAGCAGUUGCAUACCAUGCCUUGAGGCCCUAGUUUCAGUCUCCAAUGUUGCAAAAAAUAAAAUAUCAAGGGGCAAAACCUCUUAGAUGAGAUUUUGUUGAUUGUAGACUCUUUAUUACUUUUUUGUGGCUUACUGCAGCUUCCAUGCAGGUCACAGAGAGACCUACCCCUUAAGUACUACACAGGUAUUUUCAGCUAUUAAAGCCCCUAUUAAUCAAGUAAUGGCUUCUCCAGCUGGGAAAGCCUUCCUCUAAAGAAUAGUGAUUGCCCAAGGUCACAUUUCUUUUCCAUCAGAGAUGCAAACUACAGAAAUAACAGUGUCUGAAACUCAGAAUUCGUUCUGUAUUCUGGGACUAGGGGAUGCGGUAACAAGGGGCAGAGUGAUUGUUUCUCUUAGAAAUAUUUAUUGCUUUUUAAAAAUACGUGUUAAUGCUUAGAAUAAUGCAAGGCAUGCACUGAUUCUAAAUGGAGUUGGCACCUUGAUCUUCAAUCAUGGAAUAACAUAUGAGUGAGGGUUCCCAGUGGACUGCUGUACACUACAAUAUUUAUUACUGUAAAGAUCUAAGAGCUCCUACCCACUUUGAAACUUACAAGAGCUGUGCAGACCCCUCCUCAUAUUGUGUUUUCAGGAUUUAAAAUUACUCUUGCUUUUGCUUUGUUUUAUAGUGUAAUUAGAAAUACUUUUCUGACAUAUAAUAAUACUUGAUAUUUAGUAAAUGUUAGGAAGAGCUUAGAUAUGAAAGUAUGUCUGAAAUAUAUAUGUAUUAGCAUUUCAUUUCUUGCAAAUUAAUGUUUGAGGACUAUAAAACCUAUAACUGGCUGAUUUCAUGCCUUCAUUUUUCAUCUACAAAAUGGUAACUAUUUGGUUGAUGUGAAAUACUAGAAAUACUAGUAAGUCAGAAGGCUCUGUGGUGAUAACUUUACUGCUUCUAUAAUUCAUCAUGUGAUUUUCUUGCUAGUUUGCUUUAACAUAUAUGGCUUCAAGAAUGGAAGGGAAAAGAUUAUGGAAACGUCUGAAUAUAGUACCAUUAACAUUUACAAAAAUAGCUAUAUCAAGUUAAUCUCCUUAGCUGAGAUUAAAUUAUUUUCAGGUUGUUACCAUGAAAAGUAAUGUAAAAAGAUACAUUUUUUCAUUAUGUGUUCUCUUGCUGAGGGAGCCUAUUUGGACUGGUUUAUUCUCUGAAAGUUAUAGAAUUAAAAGUAAAUAAAUGGGAUAUAUAAUAUCUUACUUAAAUCCUUAGCUACAUAUUAAAUCAUAUAUAAUGAACUAAUAGUGGUUUAUGUAACAUUUAAUUGCUUACUACAUUGCUAAGCAUUUCACAUGCAUUAUCUGUGUCAUUCCUCAUAAAACCCAAGAGUUAAUAUAUUGUUAUACUUGCUGUUUUUCAGAUGAAGCUGUAGUUCAGAAAAAUUUAGUAUAAUAACUUUACUUUGAGAUUUUCUUUCUUUUCUUUUUUUUGUGUAUGUCAUUUUGAGACAGGGUCUUGCUAUGCAGUUCAGGAUGACCUUUAGUUCACUUUGUAGCCCAGGCUGGUCUCAAGCUCAUAACAAUCCUCCUGCCUCAGCCUCCCAAGUGCUGGGAUUACAGGUGUGUGCCACUAUGCCUGGCUUCUUUUGAAUUUCUUGAUAGCAUCAUUUAUUGUAGCAUUAUUUCAAAUAUUUUUAAUAAAUGCAUUUUUAGAAUGGACAGAUAUGUAAUAUGUGAUCUUUGUAAUCAAAUAUGUUUGCCUACUAUUUUUGUAGCUGACUAGAUGUGUGACUUUGAUUUUUGUCUAUAACAAGAAUAUAAAUGUACCUAUCUCAUCCGGGCAUGGUGGCACAUGCCUAUAAUCCCAGCACUUGGGAAGCUGAGGCAGGAAGAUCACUGUGAGUUCAAGUUUGAGGCCAGCCUGGGCUACAAAGUGAGUUCAAGGACAGCCUGAACUGCAUAAAGAAACCUGUGUCAAAAAUAAAAACAAACAAACAAGCAAAAAACCGAUCUUCCAUGUUGUGAAAAUUAAUAGAGUUAACAUUUGUACAACUCUGACCACAGUUCAAGAACAUGAAAGUACUAAAUAUUCUCUCCUUCUUCUGUUCAUAGUAGUGAUUGCCUUUACCAUGUCCUGAAGCUUUUGUCUCAUUUGUUGUGUUGUUUCUUUCUCAUGACUGUCCUAUGAAGGCCGCUUGUACUUUUGUCCCUCUUUAGAGUUGAGAAAAACAGAUGUGGUAGGUCUUUGGAUGAAUCUGGCAUCGUUAUUCUGGAGCCUGUGUUGUCACUUCUGUGUGACUGGAUAUGAGAUUAGGUAGUAAAAGCAGCAGGUUAGAAUCUGAUAUUUCAGUUGAGACCUUAUAUCCCUAAAAUUAGCAUCGUCCCUCAUCCCUACCAUCUAGUUCUUCCACUAUUAGAGGAUGCCAGUGGGACAGUAAGUCUCCUGAUGCCUCCUGUAGUAAUUCUGUUGUAAGAGUGUUAGCACACCCUUGUAAAAAUGUUGAUCUUAUGUCAUUGUGUCCAUGUGGGAUAAUCUGAGGCACUUGACAAUCCUUUAAGGGAAAAGACUCACUGUAUUAGUCAGUUCUCCUGUCACUGGGACAAAAUAUCUGACACCUGCAACUUAACAGGGUGAGGUUUAUUCGGCUUCUGGUUUCUGAUGGUUCAGUCUAUGGAGAGUUGGCUGUGAGACAGAAACAGUAUGACAGAAGGACCUAGCAGGGGGAAAACUGCUUAGUCUGUGGCAGUUAGAAAAACAAAAGAACUGGAAGAGCCAGAGGGAGAGAUCCUCUAAUGGCAGACUCCUAACAACCUGCCUCCUUCAGUGGCCUCUACUGAAUUCAAUAUGAGUUCAUCAGUGGGUUGGUCCACUAAUGAUAUUCUGAAGCCCUACCUCUGAACAGGUGAGACUUUCAGGGGACAUUUCAGAUCUACAAUAUGAAAAUCAUUGUGGUUUACUAAGGAAUAUGUUAAAUGUUUUUUUAACUCUAGGAAGAUAUAGUGAUUUGACUUUGGAUUUUGGUCUGCCCUAAGGAAUAAGAAUUAGCACCCAAGCCUCUUUUUCUCCUUAAAAGAAGAGCCUCAAAAUACUUCUGCCCCAGUGGGUUUGACUUACUCUUUGUUGUUAAUGUAAGAACGGUUUUCCUAGUCUAAAAUAAGUCACGAAAUGAGGCCAUUGGUUUACCAGAACAACAGAUCACUCUCCUGAUCAUGUCACACUGGCUGUGUAUAUUUGUUUUGUCUUGGUCUUUGUCCUUUUUUCCUGUCUCUGUUUUGUCUUUUUUUAAAGGUCUUUUUUCUUCUUGCCCUUUCAGUUUGUCUUUUGUCUCUAUCUCUAACUACCCAGUGUUUGUCUGUCUUCUUAUUUUGAUAAUUCUGUUUGAUGUCUGUGAAAGAGUCAGUAUUUCGUAACAGCACCAUAUGCACAAAAGAUGUUCUCUUUGUUUUUCGUGUAAGUUUGGCAGAUCAUUUUUAGCCUGGGCGAGACCUUUCACUGGAGCCCUGGAAGUGUUGAGGUGUAGCUGCCCUCUACUCUUCUCCUUCAAAUAUGACAUUAGUGGUUUUAGGUCUUGCUGACCCUUCUCUAAACCAAAGCUUUAUAGCCUGCUAGAACACUGUGUGGAUUUUCUUUUGAUAUUUUGGAAUGAAAGAAAAAAACUUCUCUGAAGUUACAAAUGGUUUCAUUUACCAAAAUGACUAUUUCAUUUGGAAAGUUUUGUCUUUUCUGUAGAAAUUCCAGGAGUUGGGUGGGCUUGAUGUCCUCUCUCCCGCUCUGUCUCCCCAGCCACACAUUCGUGUCCGCAGAGAUGCCGAGAGCUCUGUUCCAGGUUUCUAGGAAGGGAGAUGUUGGUCAAGGAGUAACGGAGAUACUCUUCUGCUUUUGUCUUAAAUAUUUAGGAAAGACUAUAGCUCUCCAGAACUUUUUCUCGUGUGACUGACAAAAAUUUUCAGUUGAAAUAAAAUAAGGCAACGCCACCAGGCAGCUUUAGAAUAUUUAUUUCAGUGUAGUCUAUGGGACAAGUGCUUUCUAACAAGUGCUGGUCAUUGAUAAUGACUCUGAGGCAGGCUUGGGGAUAUUGAGAUGAGUGCCUUUCAAAUCUGUACCUAGUCUCAUACUUAUCAUGUGAUAGUUCAGUUAGUAAUCUCAUUUAUGUAUGGCCUGUUUUAGUACUUUGAGCUCCAAAUUCAGUUUUAGUUUGUUCGAGAUUCUCUACAGUGCCCCCGUCGACUCUCCUUUGUUAGAGCACUUUAUAAUAAGCAAGUUAUUACAAGCAAGAUACCUUGCUUUCACAAGAUAUUUCAAGGAAGAAGGAAAUGAAAAAUAUUUCUUCUUUCCAUUGAAAAGUGUACUUAAAACUUGCAUGUUAUGUUUUGUUACCAGAAUCACUUCACCUAGCCCUGGUGCAGAGGAUUCUGGAAGUAGGACCCCUACCCUUAAGCUUCUCGUGGGUCCACACGUAACUACAAAAAAUGUAAGAAUUUCCUGGUCGAAGGAAGUAAUGUCCCCUGUUGCUAUACCAGGUCAUGUAAGAAAGCCAACAAUUGCUGAGAACUGGAAAAAUCGUGAAGCUUUUUAUCAUGGGAAAAUGUAUAAUACAUAUUUCAGGUAACCUCUAUGGGUUUGCUCACUGCUGUUGGCUCAGCUGUGGUUUUUAAUGGAGCCAAAUCUGUACCUCCAUCUCUUUCAUUUCCCUCCUUUUAUGAAAAUAAAAAGUAAAUUGGGUGCUAUUUAAAUAUUCUCUCCUUAGGCUUACUGAAAACUACCCCGCCACAGGGUAGAGCCCUUUGGAAAACUGCCUUGCCCCAGCCUACUUUUCCACCCAGGUCGUUUGGCCCAAAACCUGGACUUUGCUUUCUUUAACUUUUAAUUCUUUUAAGCCAAUGAUCAUAGAGGAACUUUGGAGGAGCCUCGUUUUUUAUUUGUGAGGUUUUCAAUAAAAUUUAAGUGGAGUGUGGCUAGAAAACCAAACCCAUGAAAAGCUGUGACUGUGCUGACACUAGAGGAAAAACCUGCAGGAUUCUUAUACCUCUCGGUCUGGGGCGGAGGAGCGCGGGCGGAGGCCGGGAGACCUUCCGUACUGGGACACUUCGGAAAAGGAACUAAGCAGGCUGCUUUGCUUGCAUUGUUUGUCACAUUAUUGUGGUUUUAGUUUUAAAAAUUGUCCUGCUUAUGUACGUGUGUGUUUGUGUAUGUAUGUGUUCAUCCAUUCAUUCUGGAAGUUUUGGAAAAAUACAGAAUCACAACAAAGAAUAUUGAAUAAUCAAUUUAAUUCCACAAAUAUAACUAUCCAUAACAUUUUGUCAUACAACUUCUAUCUAUAAAAUAUUAUCUUAACAGUGUACUAAUAUUUCAAAACUCAUCUCAUUUAUCAGUACAUUUCCUUUAAGUCAUUAAUAAUUUUGAAAACAAAGAUAUUUUAAUGGUGGAUGAAUCAUUUAUUUGUCUAGACUUCUACCAUUAAUUUUUUAGGUUCUUCCUUUUUUAAAAAACCAUAUAAUUCUGUGUGGUCAUCUUCAAUUUUUUGUAUAGGAUAAACCACCAUCAGGUGAAAUUCCUAGGACAGGGUAUAUAUAUAUAUCUCAGAAGUUAUUUCAUACUUACAUAUUGUCAGUUUGUCCUUAGUCAAACUGGCCAGCUUGUGCUCCAUUCAGUUUAGUUCAACAUUGCCUAUUUUCUUCUCUUAGUCAGCCUUGCAUUUUUUAAGGUAGUAUUUCAGUUUGGGAGAAUAAAAAUAGUAGAUAUCUCUCUUACAUUCUGGUGGGCACAUAAAAUAGUAUUAUUGUGUAGCAGGCAGUCAUGAGUUCAAUCCCCGGUACCGAUAAAAAGGAAAAAGACCAAAAAAAAAAAAAAAAAAAAAGUAUUAUUGUGUAUAUCACUUUGCUGAUUCCUGAAAAACUAAAUACAAAAUUCAUGAACCAACAGUUCAGUUCUUAGUUAAAUAAGUGCAAUAAUUGAGAGAAGUGACUUAUAGGAUUGUGUUCAAUGCAGCAUUAUGACAACAGCCAAAAUGUGGAAAUAGUCUGAAUACCUAUCAACAGGUUACUGGAAAAACAAAACGGACACUCUCCAUAAAUAAAGUAUUAUUCAGCCAUGAAAAGAAUGAGAUUCUGAUACAUGCUGUAGUACAAAUGAACUUUGGAAACCUUAUCCCAAAUCAGAAAGGAAAAGACAAACAUGUAGGAGUCCAUUUUUAUAAAAAUAUGUUGUAGGGAAAUUUGUGGAGACAAAAAAUAAAUUAGAAAUUACUGGGCUCUAGGAAAUCAGGACUAUGGAAUGCACAAUGGUUAUGGAGUUUGAAGUGGUUAAAGAGCUUGGGGAAUAAAGGUGACAGUUGCACAAUAUUGGGAAGUCAUUAAUAUUACUAAUUUCUAAUUCUUUAAAAUGGAUAUGGACAUAGAUAGAUAGGUAGAGCUCCACAAACAAAAUAAUCCAAAAUACAUGCAUUUUGUUUUGAGAAAAGUAGUUUUAAUAUUCAGUGAUACCUCAGCCGUCAAAUUCAAUUUGUUCCAAAUGUUUUCCAUAAGAAAUACUGGAAAACCAAAUAAUAAGUUCUAAGACCCAAAAAUUACACCCUAUGCUUUCUGGGCGAGAGCAGUGCUCAGACCAAAGGAAACAUCAGCCCUUUGUGUCCAUGGCGAUUUUGAUGCCUGACUCACUCUGCCCCUACAGAGAGUUUUUCAGUUGGAUUUUUGGUUUGCCUAUCCAGAAAACUUACUUUGAACUUUGCUGUUCAAAUAAUGGAAAGAUAAAGCUUGGAGCCAUUCGGUAACUGAGGUAUCACUGUGUAUUUAUUUAUGUAUUUAAUGACUUGAGGUUUAGAAUUAGAGGAAAUACUAAUUUGCCAUUAACCGUUAUGUUUUGGAGUUUUCUUAUUUUCAGUGACUUAAAAUCUCAUAUAUGGGGAAUAUUAAGCUUUUAUAUUUAUGUAUUUGUUUUUGCAGAUAAGCUAUAGUUACUUCAGAAUCAGUACAUAUAAAUAUGCAGGAAACAUAUGUCAAAAUAGAAUAGGUAAAAAAGAAUGGAAAAAAAGGAAAUUGAAACCAUCUCAAGGUAAACCUUUGCUCCAUGCCAGUCAUUAACGUCUGCAUUGUCUCAUUGUUUGUAUAUUCCAUAAAUUGUAUACUCAGCCCUGUAUUUUAUUAAUUAGCCUUGGGUGAAGUUUAGUACAGGAGACAGCGAUACUAUGAGAGUAUCCCCCAGCCCUCCGGGAGUCACUGUCGGCUUCCUGGAAAGGUAAUAUCUCACGAGUUGGGAGGACCCUAAGAAGUAAAGUGUUUCCCUUCUGACAGGGAUCCCCUGACUCUCCCACAGAGAGGGAAGGCCUUGGGAGAUCCAUGCUCCAUCCCUUCCUUCAGGGUACUGCACGCUUAGGCCGUAAAGCCCCGUGACUCACAUUCUCAGUAUCCGCUGGGCUGUUUCUGUGACACCACAGUGGCUAUUUACACUGAAAAACUGAAGCUUUUACUCCUGUGGAUGAAGAAAUCAUCAUGUUCUUAGUUAGGCUGAAUCUUCUUUCUAAUUAGAGUAGACAGAAAAAUGAUCAAGGAGACCUCACACCUUGCAGAAUACACUCCCUCAACAGACACUGCUCCAGGGCGGAUCCCCAUUUUACAAAAGUAAAAACAAAACAAAACAAAACAGUAGAGUUGGGGAUACAACUCAGUGGCACAGCCCCUGCCUGGCAAGCACAAGGCCGAGUUUGAUUCCUGGUACCCAAGCCCUCCAAAA
Molecule: messenger RNA, 25629 nt
Organism: Cavia porcellus (domestic guinea pig)
Lineage: Eukaryota; Metazoa; Chordata; Mammalia; Rodentia; Caviidae
Gene: Bcas3
Product: BCAS3 microtubule associated cell migration factor
Exons: 24
Coding region: 105-2633 (842 amino acids)
Biological process (GO): response to starvation; autophagy
Cellular component (GO): cytoplasm
Molecular function (GO): protein binding
Source: RefSeq, a predicted model, not a curated record